Messenger RNA from Dioscorea cayenensis subsp. rotundata (Guinea yam), 498 nucleotides. Its product is annotated as F-box protein SNE. Bases 28 to 465 code for a protein of 145 amino acids. Gene Ontology annotation, biological process: regulation of gibberellic acid mediated signaling pathway; gibberellic acid mediated signaling pathway. Gene Ontology annotation, molecular function: protein binding. NCBI's taxonomy places the organism in Eukaryota, Viridiplantae, Streptophyta, Magnoliopsida, Dioscoreales, Dioscoreaceae. The record is from RefSeq and is a predicted model, not a curated record. The transcript has a single exon. Gene Ontology annotation, cellular component: SCF ubiquitin ligase complex.
GAAAACAAGGGAAGUCAGGAAAACACAAUGGAAGUGUGUGGUGUCCCGCCGGAGCAGGAUAAGACCAAGGGUUUCUCCAUUAAUGACAACGCCGACCUGCUAGCCGAGAUCCUGAGCCGGCUUGACGGCCGCUCACUGGGUGUGGCGGCUUGCGUGUGCAGGCUAUGGAGUGGAGUGUGCCGCAGGGACACCGUAUGGGAGGCUCUGUGCACGCGCCACGUGUCCGGCGGCGCGGCUACGGCUCGAGCCGUGGUGGCGGCUCUCGGCGGUUACCGGCGGCUUUAUCGGCUUUGCAUGGGGCCGGUGCUGGAGCGGCUCCCGCCGGCUCGGAGAGAUGAAGCUGGACACGUGUCACUAUCUCUUUCGCUCUCGCUCUCACUGUUCUCUAUUGAUUGUUAUGAGCGGUUGGGUGGGAGGCAGAGAUCAUCGUUGCUGUUUUUGAGGAAUACCGUGGAUGUAUCCUAGCCGUUGGAUGUAUAUAUAUUAUAAUUAUUAUAU